AUGAAGAGGCUUGACAUCGAUAUACUGGGCGUGGCGGAGACUUGGUGGCCGGGUGCGGGAGUGUGUAAUACCGGGGGAGGUGCAUUCUACUAUUCGGGCAAUCAAGAUAGGAAUCAUCGGAAGAGAGUUGGAAUCAUUGUGUCAGAAAGUUUUAAGAAUUGCAUCAUCGACUUCAUACCGUACUCGGAUAGGAUAACGCUGAUGAGGGUUAAUGCAAGGCCAACCAACUUAAAUAUCAUCCAGAUAUACGCGCCAACUGCUGAUGCACCAGACGAGGAGAUGGAAAUAUUCUAUGAGCAAAUAAAAGAAAUGCUGAAGCUCACCAAAAAACAUGAGAUUAAUAUAAUUAUGGGCGACUUCAACUCUAGGAUAGGGAAAGAAAGGUAUGAGUAUCUGGUGGGACCAUUCGGACUGGGAACAAGAAACGAGAGGGGCGAACGCCUGGUGCAAUGUUGCCAAGAAGAAGAUAUGAGAGCUACUAACACAUGGUAUCAAUUACCACCUAGGAGACUAUAUACGUGGAGAUCUCUCAGAGACAGCCCAGAGAACAUAAGUCGCAAUCAGAUAGACUUCAUACUUACCAAUAAACGCUUUGGAUCUUCAAUUAACAGAGUAAGCACUUGUCCUGGAGCGGACGUGCCCUCUGACCAUAUACUACUACGGGCAGCCAUCAAAAUCAAACUAACAAAGUAUGCAAAAUCAGCUUUAAAACGAGGAAUUGCAUAUGAAAAGCUUAAACAAAGAGAUAUGAAAACUGUAGUGAGCCAAAAAAUGAAUAGCAACAUAGAGGAAAUGUUAAAAUCAAGAGGAAAUGAACAAAAUCCAACCAGAAUGUGGGAAGAGUUAAAAGAUGUCACGAUAAGCAUCGCAAAAAGCCAAUUGGGAUACCGAGAGAGAAACCGAAGGCAGAGCUGGAUGACGGAUGAGAUCCUCUCGCUCAUGGACGAACGACAGAUAUGUAAGAAUCAAGCAGAUCCACGCAGAUAUAAUGAAUUACAGAGAAAAAUAAGAGCCAAAAUUAGGACAGCAAAGAACAUGUGGUUACAACAGGAAUGCGAGGAAAUGGAAAGGUUGCAAAUCCUGCAUGACGAUUUCAAUCUACACAAAAAACUAAAGGAAACAGCUGGAAUAUACUGUAAAAGGACUUUUUCGACGAUAGUCGAUGAAAAUAACAACAUAGCCAACGAUAUACAAGAAAAGAAAAGAAUAUGGGAGGAAUACGUAGGAAGCCUCUUUACAGACGAAAGACCAGACAGACAAAUAGAGGCAAACAACGAUAAUCUCACUGGACCGCCGAUCAUAAUGGAAGAAGUUAAAAAAGCAAUAAACACCGCAAAAACAAAUAAAGCAACAGGCCCAGAUGAAGUGCCAUCAGAACUGCUAAAGCUACUAGAUGAGAAGGGAUUAGCACUCCCCCAAAAAAUUUUUAACAAAAUAUACGAUACAGGAAUAUAUCCCGAACAGUGGCUUUCCUCAACCUUUGUUCCCUUACAAAAGAAAAACAAUGCGAGAAAAUGCACAGACCACAGGCUGAUAAGUCUCCUGAGUCAUACCCUAAAACUAUUCUUGAAAAUCUUACAUCAAAGAAUUUUUAAAAAGUGCGAGAGUAACUUCAGUAACUCACAAUUCGGGUUCAGACAGGGGUUAGGCACGGACUCGUUCGUAAUUUGUUAA
This is a messenger RNA of Solenopsis invicta (red fire ant), 1674 nucleotides long. Its product is annotated as craniofacial development protein 2. The record is from RefSeq and is a predicted model, not a curated record. The coding region runs from base 1 to 1674 and encodes 557 amino acids. The transcript has a single exon. Gene Ontology annotation, molecular function: catalytic activity. Lineage: Eukaryota; Metazoa; Arthropoda; Insecta; Hymenoptera; Formicidae.